AUAUCCUUCUUUCAUGUCCAUAUCUUCCUCAUUGAAUUCAUUAUGGCCAAACUCAUCCUGCUUUCUUUUCUUACCCUUUCUUGCCUUGUGUUGACAAGCAACGCCACCACUUACACCGUUGGUGAUACUUCCGGCUGGGACAUAAGCACCAGUCUCGAUUCAUGGACAACGGGCAAGAUAUUCAAGGUUGGAGAUGUUCUUGUGUUCCAGUAUUCAUCAUCGGACAGUGUCUGUGAGGUGACUCGAGCAAACUUUCAGACAUGCAACACCACGAACGUCCUGAGCAGGUACUCCGGUGGGAACACCACGAUUACCCUGACGCAACCCGGCACGAGAUAUUUCAUUGACGGUAACCAGCUGUACUGUAUGGGAGGAAUGAAGCUUCAGGUUAAUGUGGCAGGCGACGCGGUGCCUUCGCCAGUGGCUGCGCCUGAGCCGGCGGCCAUCCUUACGCCGAAUUCGAAGAACAGUAAUCCCACUUCGGAUGGGGGAAUUACGUUCGGAGGGUGGGGGUCUCUUGUGGCAAUCUUGGUGUGUCUGAUGGGUACCGCGAUGCAUUUGCUGUAAAUUUUGAGUGCCUUUGUUUAUAAGUGUGAUUUGGUUAAAUUAAUUAGUGUACAAGCAAAUUUGUUGAUGCCUUUGAUUUUGAGGAACAACAUAUGAUAACAUAUGAUAGGUGGUUGAAUCACCAAAUUUCUGAAAAUUUGGAACGUUGUAUUUAUCUAAUUGACAUAUUUAUCAAUUACAAAGCCACAUGUGCAUAAUAGGGUCACAGUCAUUGACUCUU
Molecule: messenger RNA, 787 nt
Organism: Rubroshorea leprosula
Lineage: Eukaryota; Viridiplantae; Streptophyta; Magnoliopsida; Malvales; Dipterocarpaceae
Source: the annotation of a GenBank genome assembly